GGGGGGUGGCCGAGGGAGGGAGCAAUUGAAUUUCAAACACAAACAACCGCAUGGGGCUCGGGCCCUCCGCCGCUGCGCCGCGCCGCCGCUGACCCCGGCCCGGGCUCGGCGCCCGGGGGGCAGAGCAGCCGCCGCCUCCGCGCCUCCCCCUUCGCCUUCGGGAGGGUUUAUUUUUUUUCUGUUGUUGUUCUUGAUUUUUUUGGUGGGUUUUUUUUUUUUAAUUAUUUAUUUGGCUAAUCCCUGCCUCGCCGGGUUUUGCCUCCCAAAGUUCAUCCCUAACCCCCCCCCUCUUCCCCUCCCCCACCCCCCCUCCCCCCGCCCGCUCCCCCGGUCCCGGGAGGAGCCGCCAGCCAAGAUGUCCCGGUCCAACCGGCAGAAGGAAUACAAAUGCGGGGACCUGGUUUUCGCCAAGAUGAAGGGUUACCCGCACUGGCCUGCCCGGAUUGAUGAGAUGCCAGAAGCUGCAGUCAAAUCCUCCUCCAAUAAGUACCAAGUCUUCUUCUUCGGGACCCACGAGACGGCAUUCCUGGGGCCCAAAGACCUCUUCCCCUACGAGGAGUGCAAGGAGAAGUUUGGAAAACCCAACAAGCGGAAAGGGUUCAGCGAAGGUUUGUGGGAGAUCGAGAACAACCCCACGGUCAAAGCCUCCGGUUACCAGCCCACCCAGAAGAAGAGCUGCCCCGAGGCGGCCGAGCGGGAGCCGGAGGGUGAUGGGGAGAAGAAGGGCAACGCUGAGGGCAGCAGCGACGAGGAGGGGAAGCUGGUGAUCGACGAGCAGUCCAAGGAGAAGAACGAGAAAGGAGCCAUCAAGAGGAAAGCUGAGGACGCUUUGGAGGACUCCCCCAAACGCCCCAAAGAUGCAGAGGGGCAGGAAGGGGACAAGAAGGUGGCCAACGAGGAGGCCCCCAAGGAGGAGCCCAAAGCCAACCCGGGAGAAGGGGACAAGAACAGCGACGCUGCCGACACACCGGCCACCAACGAGGCCAAGCAGGAAGGCAAGGAGGAGGUCAGAGACCACAAGGAGAGCCUGUAGUGGCUUCCCUGGCGAGCUGAUCCUUCCCCCUGGCUCCUGGUGCUGCCCCGCGCCGGCUCGUCACGUCCGGAGCUCCGGACAAGAGAAACCACCCCGACAAGGAAAUUUCCAAAAGAAAACAAAAAAAACUACAAAAAAAAAGAAGAAGAGAGGAAUGCAGAGCAGCUCGGUCCUGCCACCGAGCGCUCCGUGCCUGCCCUGCCGUGGGCACACGCUUUGUGUUGGCGAUUCCUCGGGGCUGAGCUGUUGAUUUGAAAUAAAAGCGAAUCUUGCCUUUUUAAAA
Serinus canaria (Common canary) is the source of this 1316-nucleotide messenger RNA. It is a transcript of the gene HDGF, whose product is annotated as heparin binding growth factor. Gene Ontology annotation, molecular function: double-stranded DNA binding; transcription coregulator activity. Gene Ontology annotation, cellular component: nucleus. Bases 356 to 1033 code for a protein of 225 amino acids. The record is from RefSeq and is a predicted model, not a curated record. Gene Ontology annotation, biological process: regulation of transcription by RNA polymerase II. NCBI's taxonomy places the organism in Eukaryota, Metazoa, Chordata, Aves, Passeriformes, Fringillidae. The transcript is spliced from 6 exons.